AUGGGCGUAGACUUUCUAUCCUACGACCCGACGUCUCCGCUCGCCAAGGAUUCAGGUGCGGCCGUGGUCGUCGUGGACGCGACCUCGCCCACCCCGUCCCCACCCAACGCCUUGCCCUCGACGACGACCGCGCCACCGGCUCCACCCAAAUCGCAUCCUAGCCAUGUCCGAAUCAUCACCCCGCAGCGAUGGCCUGGAGCGCUCACGCCUCCCCCUGUGAUCGUCGAGUGCUCCCCAGCACCCAACCAGGUCAACAGCAGCUUCCUGCUGCUACCACCCGAGAUCCUCCACCGCGUCCUCGUCGAACUGGGGAUCGCGGCACCGUCCCAGCUCGCCAAUGUCGCAGCGACGUGCCAGGCCCUCCGGGUGUUCAUUUACCAGAACAAGGACGCAGCGCUGUGGCGCGACGUCCUGCUGGCCCGGUACGACGAUCCGCGCGCUGCCGGUGCGUUCCCCGUCGAGCGCAAGGAGGUGGCGUGGUCCCAACGCCUGCAGGACCGUGUGUUUGUGGACCGGGUGUUCGCGCACUGGGACGAGGAGAAGGGGCCUGACCUGUCUUCACACCUCGACCGGCUAUGCACCACGCUUCUGGACCUGUACCUUGACCUGCCGGCCCGUGACCCUACCAAAGACGACGACGGCCCCGGUUCGUUUUUCGCUGCCCCAGCGACGCGCAAUGGACCUCUGCUCGAGACGGCACUGCGGUCCAACGCGUUUGGGCACAUGUACCUCACGCUACUCACGCGCGAGGCCUCGCCGCCGACACUACGCCCCUUGGCCGGACUGGGGAUGCGGGAUCACCCGCUGCGCCGGCGCCGGCGUGAGGUCAUCAACCCCACGCUGGCACGGCUGCACACGCUCCUCGCGCCGCAGCUCGAGGUCGACGUCGAGGAACACCGCGAGCACAGGGGAUACCUGCGUGAACUGGUGUACGGUGCGAGCAACUAUCGGGCCGACAACGACUGGGCGCCGCUGCACCCGUCCGGCAAGGUCAACUGGACGCUCGUGAAUGCCGUUAGCUCUGUGAUGAUGCUCAACGCGCUCGACGUGAUUGGCAUGGGCGAGCAACUGUGGAGUCCUGCUGUCCUGCCCAUGCGCUCCGGCAUCGAGGGGGUGCGCGGGCUGGGCUUUGCAAACCUUAAGCGUCCCGACAACCUUGGUCCAGACGAAGUAUGGGACUGGGCCGGCGUCGAGGGCAAGUGGUAUGGCUCGUAUGCGUUCUUGGACUAUGCCGACUGGGUCCAGCUCAACGAGCCCCACCUCAUGGCCAUUCGCCGCGGGUUCCUCACCCCACUCGACCUGAGCACCUAUGCCGAGGCGAUUGGAGACCUCAUGGAUCUGCGGGUUGUCGUGGACCCGGGUCCCGACGCCGCCGAUGCUGCCUAUGCCGAGCUUCUCGCGCGAACAAGCGCCACUCGGCCACCGGUCAAGCUCCCGCGACUGACUACCCCACUUCCGACAUCGGACCUGCUGCCUCCGAUCCACUUCCACGGCACAAGCGCACAGCAAGGUGCGAGCAUCACGCUGCCCUCCGAAGGCCCCCUCAGUUUUGUGCGUGGCGUGGUACGCCUCACCGCAGACGACCCUCCCGAGAUUCGCUGGACGAUCGUGAUCCGAUACAGCGGCGAGGACAGGUGGCGACUCGAAGGCGUUCAGGUCGGAGGACGAUGUAGCCGACGAGGAUUCUUUGGGGUAUGGACAGACGCACUCAAGGAGCAGCACUCGCCGAACGGUCCGGUAUGGUACUGGAAGCCGCCGUCAGCAUAG
Molecule: messenger RNA, 1767 nt
Organism: Apiotrichum porosum
Lineage: Eukaryota; Fungi; Basidiomycota; Tremellomycetes; Trichosporonales; Trichosporonaceae
Exons: 7
Coding region: 1-1767 (588 amino acids)
Molecular function (GO): protein binding
Source: RefSeq, a predicted model, not a curated record